UGACCUUGUUGCUUCUGCCUGCCAACACAUCACCACGCAUUUAUGGGCUGAAACCUCCAACUCCAAGCUAAAAUUGUAGAUCGGCCUCCUACUCACAUGCCACAUAUCCUUUCAUUCAAAGUACCAACGACGUGUCUGUUGCCUUGAAUCUAUCUCAACGCGCGAACUCACACGACAGUUCAUCUCUCUCUUUAUCUAAACCACCUGUGCCCCCUAGAUUCCCAGGUUCUCUAGACGCCUGUCUUCAUCCCGUGCAACAACGGGAGAAUGCAUCUAAUGCUGACGGCUCAUGGCCUCGAAACGUCGUAGCACCAUCGCUUCCAGAUCCCAGUCAAGUCUAUCUCAAUCAAGGAGGGCGUACCGGACUUUACCGCCAUCGCCGUCAUCAUGGCCCUCAUCUCAGCGAGCACGAUCCUGACAUCGCUGUGUCUGUUCCACAUCACGCUCGCCUACUUCUUCUACACCAAUCCACAGACCAUCGCCGACCAGGCAUUAGUCUAUGUCCUGGGGGAGGCCACGGGCAUGCCCCAGACGCAAUACUUCUCCACGCCCUCCCCAACAGCCUCCUUCCUCGCCGUCAUCCUCUUCGUCCUCGGCCUCUCCGACCUCAUAACCCUCUCCAUGCCGCAGGAGAUCUGGCUAGUGCAUUACUGGGGUUCCCAAGCCCCCGCCCGCAUCAUACUCUUCGCCGCCCUGACAUUGUUCACGUACACCACUGCGCCCUCGACGUUGUCGGUUUCCUCGGCGCGUGCCUAUGGGACUGCGAGCGGGAGCGAGGGGUUAAGGAAUAGAGUCUUCUUCGCGUUUAGCUUGCUCGAGUGCAUUAGUUGGUUCUGGGCUUGGGUCACGCUGAGGGAGGAGACGGCUGCGUUUACGGCGAGGAAACGGAGGCGCAGUGGGAGUUAUGUUCGGGAGAGAUCGUAGAAAGCCUUAGUUUAUGAUGCGUUGCAUUUUGGCGGUUUAUUUUUGUUUUGUUUUGGUUUGGCGAUUUAUAUAUGGUUCGAAGCUACAUGGAGCAUGGCAUGGGUAUGGGAAUAGUCCAGCUGCCUCAAAUUAUCGUGGGAUGAGGUGAUGGCGCAUCGCAUCAGACUGCAGGGGUCGGUCGAGCUGCAUUAUGGGUAGGUAUGGUGCAUCCGCAUUUACGGCACAGCAUUGAGAACGAGAUUUUCGUAUUAGUAACUAUUCCCCUUGCGAGUAAGAUUUUUUGUUAUGCAUGGGUAUCAGGGUAUAUAGUACAGACAAGACUGCUUUAUAUGAGAUGUUCAAAGAUACCCUAAAUUUCAUUUUCUGAUUGAGUGCUUCCUUGUCUCCUUAUAGCUGUUGUCAUCAACUCAUCCACCGGUUUUAUCACUUAUUGAACUUAUUCUCACAUCCGCCUCUCAUUUGCAUAUGGACUCUUCCCCUCC
Molecule: messenger RNA, 1406 nt
Organism: Xylaria bambusicola
Lineage: Eukaryota; Fungi; Ascomycota; Sordariomycetes; Xylariales; Xylariaceae
Product: increased loss of mitochondrial DNA protein 1
Exons: 2
Coding region: 388-924 (178 amino acids)
Source: RefSeq, a predicted model, not a curated record